AUGGAUCGUAAUGUCAACUCGCCACGUUUACUGGCCGACCAACUACGGAGGGCUCAACACUUCUCUCAUGAGUUUGUAUCAAAACCAAUAAAUGGAAUCGAACUUCUUGGCAAAGUGGUUAUUGUACUUCAAGGAAUUGUUAACAGUGUUGAAGGUUCCGGAUCAAAAAUAUCAUAUCUGUUGAAUAGAAAUUCCACAAAUGCUAAUCGCAAGAGAAAAGCAGCAGUUGCCGAAGCGGACUGUAUUGAAAGUAUCAAACUUUUAUUGGAGAAAUCUGAAUCAUCAUGGAAGUCAUUUCUCGAAACUUCAACUGGAUUGGAUGCCAUAAUGUAUUCUAUUCAUUCGCCACAGCUGGACUCCAAAUGUUACUCAUUGGAGAUUCUCCUUCUCCUACUUGAACAACCACAGGGAUUCGUGAUUCUUCUAAGGGCAUUGACUGUUUUAGCAGCAAGAAAUCGGGAUUAUCUAAGGUUUUCCAUUUUUGUAGCACAAUUGAAACAUGGACUGCAUACAAAAAAGUUACACAUACAGAUUCUUGUUGCCCGACUUUUCAACAAGUUGAUCGCAAGUGCUCCAACGCCUGUUCACAGAGCGUUGGUCAAAUCGGAAGUUUCAUUAGCUCAGUAUAAUCCCGACUUUGUGGAGAAACUCAUUGGCUACCCGAAUUCCUCUUAUGGCGGAAUGGACACAUUGAUAGAUGAAUUGAACGCAUGGAAGUCAUUGAACCAAUACGUUGGGGGAUCUGGGAGUGUUGAACACAACCAUAUUUAUGGAACGUCGGAAGUUGAUGGAAGUAGUAUAUCUGAAAGGAGUCGAAGGCAUACCCCAAGUUCUAAGAUGGUGCCUAUCACAUCUGUGGCCAAGAAUGUUGAACGACAAAGAUUCCGGAAGCAAGGUGCCGGUUCUGGUGGACGAGCGGCGGGAAGUAACUAUUACUUUGAAGGAGGUGCUGGUCCACGCUUGACUUAUGACAGAAGAUCGCAAACACUAUCACAUGGUUCAUAUGCUGAACCAUCCUCUCCACUUCCACCAUCGAGAAUCGGAUAUGCGACUGAACGGAGAGAACCGUUUGGUGCUAUGCGAAGAGCAAAGAGUGAGAGUGCAAUGGUUUUCAGAGAAAACAGAGAAGAGUUUGAAAAUGAUUCUCCAGAGAUGGCGCCAAGAGGACUGAAGAGAUUUGGAAAUAACAGUCAGAAAGAACAAGUUCACUACCACCCGAUCCAGCAAGUCAAGACUUUAUCCAGAAGUGUGCAUGACUUGGCAAUUCGAGAUGAUGACCCAGGAACUUUACUCCGUCCGGUUUCCGCAAGACCACCGUCAUCUGCAUCUAGGACACCAUAUCGAGCGGUUUCUCCGACACCAGUGUCUCCAAUAAUCAAACAAGAUUCUGAAAUUCCAUCGAGGAGGUUAUCGAGUGCAUUGUCACCAAGGGCGAGGUUUGCAGAUCCACCAAUAGUAGAAGCACAACAUCCACAUGCUGGAUUCUCGUACUUGUUCCCACAACAACCUGUUGUCAGCUCGGUUUACAACAAGAAAAUCACUUCGCCAGAACCAAGGGAUCCAUCUUCUUCUACUCUCAACCGCCCGGUAUCUGCUCCGCUCUAUGCGACAGCUGGAAAUCAUGAAGGAACAAGCAGACCUUUGUCUCCGCUGGAAAUCCAGAACUCCAUGUCGGGAACUCAACAAGAUUUCGAUAUGCCGGUUGCCUACAGUAAUGAAAAUGGUCAAGUCGUGUAUGUCCCUAUCAACAUUGAAGGUGGUAUGGGUGCUGGUCCGAGAAGGAUGAGCAAGAAUUCUAAAUACGACUAUACACCCAAUGACUCCAGAAGCAAUAGCAGGGCGAAACUCCGGAGUCCAAGCAUUAACGGAGAAGAUGUCCGCAACGCCCUAAGCCAGUUUGACUACCUUUAUGAUUACGAAGCCGACCAAAAUCCCCAACAAAAAACUCGCGAAGCUACUUAUCAUCUAUGA
This is a messenger RNA of Caenorhabditis remanei, 1971 nucleotides long. RefSeq lists its product as uncharacterized. Lineage: Eukaryota; Metazoa; Nematoda; Chromadorea; Rhabditida; Rhabditidae. The record is from RefSeq and is a predicted model, not a curated record. The coding region runs from base 1 to 1971 and encodes 656 amino acids. The transcript is spliced from 12 exons.